AUGUCUGUUUUUGGUGUGGACUUCGGUAAUCUUAAUUCCACCGUCGCAAUUACGCGCCAUGGAGGUGUUGACAUCGUGACCAAUGAAGUGAGUAGGCGAGAAACGACUACUAUUGUGUCUUUCCUGGAUAAUGAGCGUUUUAUUGGUGAACAAGGUCUUGACCGCUACGUACGUAACGCACAAAACACGGUUUUUCUGCUUAAGCGCUUUAUUGGCAUGUACAUGGAUGACCCCUUUCUUGAAGCAGAGCGUCGAUUCCUUACGUGUCAGAUUGAAGGCGAUAAGGAUGGCCGACUUAUGUUUGGUGUUAACUACUGCGGCAACAUGAAUUACUUUUACCCGGAGCAGGUUUUGGCUAUGCUUCUUCAGAGACUCCGUCUAUAUGUGAAUGCUGCCGCUGCUUCGGACUCAAAGCACUCUGUUGACGUUCGUGAUUGCGUAUUGACUGUCCCUUGUUACUAUACAUCAGAACAACGUCGUCUCAUGCUGCAGGCAUGCGAAAUUGCAGGGCUGAAUUGCUUGUCUCUCGUCAAUGACACCACCGCAGCAGGCAUUGACUACGGCAUUUUCCGAGGCUCUUCACUGGCUGAGACGGAGGCGGAGGGACAGGUGGUUGGUAUUCUUGACAUUGGAUACGGUACCACCAUCUUUGCCGUCGCGAAGUUCUGGCGUGGUCACCUCAAAGUUCUUGGUCGUACGUUUGACCGCCACCUUGGAACCCGUGAUCUUGACUACGAGCUUCUUAAAUACAUGGCGGCUGCGGUGAAGGAAAAGUACAAUGUGGAUGUUACCACCAACAAACGAGCGAAUCUUCGUCUUCUGCAGGCCUGCGAGCGACUUAAGUAUCUUCUUUCCGGAAAUCAAAUGGCGCCAUUAAAUGUGGAAAAUAUUAUGGAUAUUGACAUCAAUAUUCCCUCCUUCCAGCGGAGCACAUUUGAGGAGCUUGCGGCACCAUUGUUGGAACGUUUUAAGGAAAUUGUCCGGCGAGGCUUUGAAGAAUCCGGCGUACCGCCAGAAAAGUUCCACAGUAUCGAGAUGAUUGGGGGAGGUUGUCGUAUUCCGAUGUUCAAGCGAGCGACAGAGGAGCUCUUGGGACGUCCACCCAGCUUUACACUUAAUGCAUCGGAAACAGCGGCACGUGGUGCGGCCAUCACAGCAGCUAUUUUUUCGCCAAAGUUCAAAGUACGUGAGUUUGUCGUGAGUGAUGUUCCAACGUACCCGAUUAAACUCGGCUACUACUUGGAGAACGCAAUGAGCACAAGUGCUGUGCCAUUUUUGCCAGAUGUCAACAAAGUGGUGACGGUGCUCGGCGAGAAGGAUCACUUUCCCAAAUUGUUGGAGAUUACCAUCAAGAGUCCAGGCGGCUCUAAGAUAUAUGCCUUCUACGAUAAUGAGCAUCCGCUUGUAAAGAUGCAUCUGCCUUUGGAAAAAUUCAUCAUCGGUGAGUGGGAGAUUGGGAAGCCACCAAAGGGUUCGGCUGCUACGGAGGUGCGCGUACGUGUGCGUCUGCAUGCCAGCGGUCUUCUUCAUGUCGACUCUGCGUUUUCUGUGGAGACGUAUGAGGUGGAAGAACCUGCAACGGAAGAAAGUGAAAAGAAGGAUACUGCCGCUUCGAACAAAAGCGCGGAGUCGAAGAUUACCGACAAUGAGGAGGAAACAAGCGAGAAAAAGACAUCCGAAAAAAAAAUGGUAAAGAAGCAGAAACAGCGGCGUGUGGAGCUUACAGUUACACCGCGCCUUGACGUGAUUGGUCUUCCUGGUGACAUGGUGCUGCUAUUUCAGAAACAGGAGGUUGAGAUGAACGAACGGGACUUAUUGCUCAUCAAUACGCGGGAUAAAAAGAACGAAUUGGAGAGCUACAUCCUCGACAACCGCCCACGCAUUGCCGAUGGUGGCAUACUCGCAGAGUAUGUGACGAAGGAACAACAGGCGAAUUUCAUUCAACUCAGCAACGAGUAUGAAAAUUGGCUCUAUGAAGACGGUGCCGACGCAGAACUCAGCGCCUACGAGGAACGUGUCAAGAUACUCCGCGAGAUUGGUGACGCUGCGAACGCGCGACGAUUGAACUUUGAGGACAUUACUUUUGCGCUGGAAGCCUUUAAGACUGAAGUGUGUAAUGCACGGGAGUUGGCGCUGCAAACCAUUGGAAAGAUGGAGCACAUUACAGAGGAGGAGCUUCGCGCUGCGGCGAAGAAGUGUGAAGAGGCUUUGGAGUGGGCCGAGCGGGAGGUAAAGAAGUACCAGCAAGCUCCAAAGACAGCAGCACCCACCAUCACACGCAAAGACCUGCAGGAAAAACAGGUGAACGUCACAGGAAGCGUGAACGCCGUUGUGAAGCGUCCUGCACCGCCGAAGCCAAAGGAGACGAAGCCCACUGAAGCCAAGAAUGCCCCGGAGAGCGGAAACGAAGAGGAGGGGGCGAACACACAGCCGCCGGGAACUCAGGAGUCUUGGGUCGAGAAUGAAGAAGCAGCAAAGGGUGAUGACGCCCUUGACUGA
This is a messenger RNA of Trypanosoma cruzi, 2499 nucleotides long. RefSeq names its product heat shock protein, putative. Gene Ontology annotation, cellular component: nucleus; cytosol. The record is from RefSeq and is a predicted model, not a curated record. NCBI's taxonomy places the organism in Eukaryota, Euglenozoa, Kinetoplastea, Trypanosomatida, Trypanosomatidae. Gene Ontology annotation, molecular function: ATP-dependent protein folding chaperone; ATP binding. Gene Ontology annotation, biological process: protein folding. Bases 1 to 2499 code for a protein of 832 amino acids. The transcript has a single exon.